CACAAAACCAAACGCCAUUACGAAUCUAAAUCAUGCGUCGGUGCUUUAUCGUGCUCGUGACCGUGAUCUCCUUCCUCGCCAUCGAUACUAUCUCGGCCACCCGAUCUACUGAUGCCGCUGAACUAAAAGCGAAAGCUGCACGAGCCCUCCGAGCGGAACGAAAGCAAUCCGAAACACUCAAAUCGGGCGAAGAAGAGAGAGGCAUUGUGACGAAGUUGGCGGUUGGGUUAAAAGAGAAACAGCGUAAGAACUUUGUCGCGAAGCGCGUCAAGGAAGCACACAGCUACGUGUGCUCGGAUCUGGUCAAGGAAUUCAAAAAGUAUGAUACCAAGCCGGAUAAAUACUUUUUGAAGUACUCGGACCUGCACCCACGUACCAAGCAGCCAUGGGAGAUCGAUGUCGGAUACGAACGUUUCUUGGCUCCUGAGAUUUUCUUCAACCCAGAGAUUUUCUCCACGGAUUUUACAACGCCGCUGCCCAAUGUGGUGGAUGAAGCGAUCUUGAAGUGCCCCAUUGACACGCGACGUGGACUGUACAAGAACAUUGUGCUCUCUGGUGGUAGCACGAUGUUCAAGGACUUCGGUCGUCGUCUGCAGCGCGACAUCAAGCGUCUUGCUGACGAGCGACAGGCGGCCAAUCUCGCUUUGCACUCGAAGUACCAGCAGGCUCAUGCCGAGGCUCUCGAGGUGAAUGUGUUGUCGCACCGUAUGCAGCGGUUCGCUGUUUGGUUCGGUGGUAGUAUGGUGGCUUCCACUCCCGACUUCUACCGUGUGUGCCACACUAAGGCGCAGUACGAAGAGGAAGGCCCGCGCAUUGCACGCCACAACCCUGUCUUCAACGCUACUAUGUGA
This is a messenger RNA of Phytophthora nicotianae INRA-310, 851 nucleotides long. RefSeq lists its product as hypothetical. Lineage: Eukaryota; Oomycota; Peronosporomycetes; Peronosporales; Peronosporaceae. The coding region runs from base 33 to 851 and encodes 272 amino acids. Gene Ontology annotation, molecular function: actin filament binding. The transcript is spliced from 2 exons. Gene Ontology annotation, cellular component: Arp2/3 protein complex; actin cortical patch. The record is from RefSeq and is a predicted model, not a curated record. Gene Ontology annotation, biological process: Arp2/3 complex-mediated actin nucleation.